This is a messenger RNA of Cryphonectria parasitica EP155, 309 nucleotides long. RefSeq lists its product as uncharacterized. The transcript has 3 exons. NCBI's taxonomy places the organism in Eukaryota, Fungi, Ascomycota, Sordariomycetes, Diaporthales, Cryphonectriaceae. The record is from RefSeq and is a predicted model, not a curated record. The coding region runs from base 1 to 309 and encodes 102 amino acids.
AUGUGUGACAUUGGGGGUGGCGAUGCUCACACUAGGAUCUGUAGUCUUGAGUGCACACUGAGCAACUGGGACUGGAGCUCACCGAUGAAAAAUAUCAAGGCUAAUCUACCUGCCACCAAGACUAGCGCCUUGCUGCUGGGAAUCGGUCUUCCGACGGUUACUGCGGCUCUUUACUCCGGAACACGUGCUAGAGGAGCUGACUCCAUACGCGACGCCGCUGAGAAUGCAAAGUCCUGUGCUGUAUCGUCUGUAUCGAGACCGUGGGCCCUGUCAGAUCAUACCAUGGGCCUUUCAAACACUUUGAGGUGA